UAUAAAAUUUUAAUCAAUAUUCUCUAUAAGCACCGCUGGUUUCUCAGCUAAAUCACGAACUCCUCCGACCGGCAAAGGGCGUCGGCAUCAGCGAUUCGGAUUCGGCGACUACUCUUCUCUUCUCUUGAAUCAUUCUUCUAUAACUGUCGGCUAUCAGUGAAUUGGUUCAAUUUCAUGGCGAAGGAGAUGGUAUAGAAUGAAGAAUGAAAGGUUGAAUAUGAUGCGUAAUUUUUGGAUAGAAAUUUGCAGUUACUGAGAAACCAACCAAAUUAUGCAUUUGGGCGUCACAAUUUGUUAUUGGAAAAUUCGAAUAGAAUAUUCUCAGAAAUAAUAAUUUAAAUUUCUUAAUUCAAGUGACAAAGGUUGGUUGAGGGAGUUGUGACUUAGGUCACAAAUUCAAGUUCCCAGGGCUUAGUUCAAGUGCCAAAGGUAGAGGAAGCAAGUGAAAUAACAAGAAGCACCUAAAUUUAGUUUAAGUUAUAACAUUCAUACUUCAUGGGGGAAAGGAAACAGAGAUUUGGUCUUAAUGCGACUGGAAUCUGAAGCUGAGAAUGAAUAUUAACCGUCCUCUUCAGAGAGCUGUAGUAAUUUGUUAUGCAUAUUUGUUUUCAUAGUGCCGUAGUUGUUUGCAUAGAGAGAUUUGGCAACUUUAAGAGAAGGUUGAUGAAUGGUAUUCUUUGACUUAACUUCCUCGCAUCUGCGAUGAAAGCUCACAUUUCCUUCACACAGAGAUGUGUUUUAUACUGACCGUGAUGGUAGCUCAGAUUUCCUUCAUUUAAUGAUGUGUUUUAUAGUACUAAAAGGUCUAUGACAACUGAGAGCAAAUAUUUAGGAUGUUCAAACUUGUCUCGACUCGGAAAUGAGCAUUACAGUGGUUUGCUUGGUCUUACCAAACUCAGACAAGUUCAGUUGAGCCGAUUAUGAGUCAACCUCAAGUUGUUACCCUGUGUAUUCAGUACAUCUAUUGGUUAUUGAGUCAAGCUCUAACUAAGUAUAAUAAAUUAAGAAAACACACCCAUGGAAAAGAAAACCAAAAGGAAGAGUGUGUUCAAGUUUGACUACUUAUUAACAGAAAAAAUUGUCCAAGCUUAGUUUGAUGGGUUAACCAGAUUAACUAUGUUGAAGUACCAGCUAAUCAGCUAGAGAGGAUUUGCAAAUUGACUCAUUCUCAAUUUACACACUAAAUUCAGUUUUGCUCAAUAGUCGGUAUCUAUCUUGCUGCGUCCUUUAUCCUUAGUUUUUCCUAUUUUACAUCUGUGCUUCUUAUGUUGUUUUCAAAGUAUAGUGUACACUGGUUAGUCAAAUCCUUCUUAGGCAUAAUGUUUAACUACACAUUAAAGUAAUAAAAUCAUGCCUACACCAAAUGUGCUCCAUGAUCCAUAAGUGUUUUCACGAAAACUUGAUUCCUAAAGUUAUGUCAACGGCUAAUUUAUUUCACUAUUGUUAUACUUUAUUUUACAUAAUAGUUUAUCAUCUUGUUAACAUCGAUAUCGAUUGUAAUAUUAUCUGGUGCUAUUUUACAUAAUAGUUUAUCAUCAUCAUCAUCUUGUUGACCACGAUUGUAACUGCUGCUAUCUUUUAGAUCCAUAUCACCUAGUGCUGGAAAGCCAUAUUACUUUAACAUUAUGGCUCUAUAAUAUAUAAGAGAGGAUAACCAGGCACCUGAUGGUCAACAUGCCUGCUUCAUUUUGUCAUUUCAUGUGUUGUUGACACAUUCAUCUGAAUUUGCCAGGUAGAAAGCACCGCUUCGAAUUUUCUUACAUUUCAAUUCCAUCUCCGCUGCAUUUCUUUGCUCUGCUUAACGCUGACAGCAACAAAGUACCCACCUUUCUUCUCUCAUCCAUCAGUGUUCUCCUUUUUCCUAUGUUAGACCUUCAUAUCGAUUGCACUCUAAUUCUGAUCCGCUUCCUCUCUCUGGUUACUGGUAAGUGCUGAAUUUACAAAUUUAACUUUCUAAAGCAGCUUUUUUUAGAUUGGAAAUAAUGUCUAGGGCAAAAUAAAUAUUGUGUAGGAUUAGGGGCGGAAAAUAUUAUUGUUUAAAGUUGGAUAUUGAGUUUAAUUUUCGGGAUGUGAAUAAUUUUCACCCUACCAAUAAUAAUUGUCAUUAUGAUUAAAGGCCUCUUUUGGGGGUUUAAUAAAUUUCCCUUCCCGCCCUUUGGAGAGAAGGGCUGCCCCCAAAAUCUGCAGCGAGUAGUAGAAACUAGAAGAAGAAAUGGAGUUCACACUCAGUGGGAAUGGACUGAAGGCAUUCGCCCGAUGCAUCACGUGCCUCGCACGCAUUGGCAAUGAGCUCGUCAUUCAAGCCUCUUCUUCCCAGCUCACAUGUCACACUCUCAACUCCUCAAGAUCUGCCUAUCAAUCAAUGACAUUUGAACCUGAUUUUUUUGAUGUCUACACCGUCUUGGGUCCACAUGUGCAAUGUAGUGUGCUCUUGAAGGCUAUUUGUGCUGUUUUAAGAACACCAAUUGCUAGUAUUGAUCAUUUGAGUGUGUCAUUGCCUAAUCCUGAUGCAUCAAAGGUGCAAUGGACAUUGAACUGCCAUAAUGGUAUGAGGAAAGCUUAUUGGAUUACCUGCAAUGUUGAACCUGACAUACAACACCUAUCCCUUGAUAGGAGAAAGCUUCCAAGCAACUUUGUGGUGAGGCCUCGUGAUCUGAACAGGUUAUUGUCCAACUUCCAAACAACCCUUCAGGAGAUCACAAUCAUUGCUACCAAUCCAACUUCCUUGCCUCCUGAUGCUGCAACUGAAAUUGGAGGGAAAGCUGUUGAGCUCAGAAGUUAUAUAGACCCAACAAAAGACAAUGAUUCAUCACUACACACUCAGUUGUGGAUAGAUCCCACUGAAGAGUUUGUGCAGUACAAUCAUAUUGGAAACCCUGUGGAUGUGACCUUUGGAGUGAAGGAAUCGAAGGCUUUCCUUUCUUUCUGUGAGGGAUGUGAAGUUGACAUACAGUUCUAUUUUGAUAAAGCUGGCGAGCCAAUUCUAAUGGCUCCAAAAUUUGGUUUAGAUGAUGGCUCCAUCUCAACUUUUGAUGCCACCUUGGUACUUGCAACCAUGCUUAUGUCACAGCUCAAUACUGCUGGCUCCUCUGAAAAUCCACAAGUUGCUGGUACUUCCCAUGGUGAGGCUAAUGAUGGAAGACAGGCCCCACCCCAAGAGAGAUCAAAAGGGAAUUCUGGGCUUCCAUCUGAUCAGACCAGGAUUUGGUCCGAUCUUUCAGGAAGCAGAACAAAAGGUGGUAAUGAUGCUGAACCUGGAGGGGGUAGAAAUGAAAAUGAUAUUGAGCCAAGGGAAAUUCACCGAAUUGGUGCAAUACACAUAUCUGAAGCUGGAGCUGCUGGAAGAGAUAUGUCUGAUAUACAUAAUGACUUCCCUUCUGAGGACAGAAAUCAUUUGGAAGAACCUCAAGGCAUGACAGAUUUGAAAGGUAAUGCUUCUCAACACCAUCCUAGUAACUGGGUAGAUGCAGAUGACGACGAUGAUGAAGAAGAUGAGUCGGAGUUGUGUGUUCAAUCAACGCCUCCAUAUCAUUAGGAAGGAAUACAGCAACUCCAGUUGCUCUGUAAUCCUUACUAGCAAUUGUUUAUUGAUGAUGUCUGUUGUAUGUACAGUUGUCCUCCCAAUGCUCCACUAAUCUGACUUUGCACUUGGUUCCCUCUUACCUAAGCAGUCCUCUAUGGUUAAAUCAUGUUUACCAUGAAUUAUAAUUGGCCUGCAAGCAUAUAUGAUGAUACAGCUCAUUAGUUUAUA
This is a messenger RNA of Nicotiana tabacum (common tobacco), 3751 nucleotides long. NCBI's taxonomy places the organism in Eukaryota, Viridiplantae, Streptophyta, Magnoliopsida, Solanales, Solanaceae. The record is from RefSeq and is a predicted model, not a curated record.